GGCCCAUAUGUCGUCCCAAAAUAUGUUAGAGACACCCCAACGGUGUCCGCACUCCGCAGCCCUCUUUCCGGUUCCAGCUUCCAGAAAGCUCCGCGCCCGCGCUAGCGCCGCACGCCGGGAAAACCAUCGAGAACGCCCGCCCGCUCACGACCGUUACGGCGAGCGAGAAGAGCACGAGCAGCCACCGCGCGCGGGGGAUGGAGAGGGACGUCGUGGUCUCCGAGGACGCGGCCGCCUCUGCCCCGCCGUCAUCCUUCGCCGAAACCAGGGUCAUCUGCCGCGUAUGCCAGAAGCAGUUCGCGCAGUACACCUGCCCCCGCUGCAACUCCCGCUACUGCUCGCUCACGUGCUACAAGGGGCAUAGUGUUCAAUGCACUGAAUUGUUCAUGCGUGAGAAUGUAACGGAGGAGCUUAAGCAGAUUCAGCCUGAAGAUGAAUCGAAAAAGCAGAUGCUCGAUAUACUUAAACGGUUCCACUUGGAAGAAGAGAUGGAGUCAGAUGCUGGAGAUGAGUCAAUGUUGUCCGAGGAACUUAUCCAGAAAGCCAUCUCUGGUGACAGUAUCAAGCUUGAGGACCUCUCUGACGAUGAAAUCAAACGAUUUCGUCAAGCUCUGGCAUCAGGUGAACUCAGCAAGAUGAUUGAGCCAUGGACACCAUGGUGGAAAAAUCCUUCUGCUAAAUCGAUCUCUCUUAGCCCUGAUGGGAGCCAGCUUAUCAGAGAAAUAAGUACAGAUGACACUGCUUUAUCAAGUCCAAUGACUGCAUCAGAGUCUGUCAUCAAUGAAAUCCCAGAAGGGCCAGAGAUUCCUCUCCCAUCACUCAAACAGCUAACCAGGGCAGAGCCAUCUCCUCUGCUCACUGUUCACUUGGUUGAUAUUCUGUACAGCUACUGCUUCACGCUUCGCCUCUACAAUGGUGACUGGCAUUCUGAUCCUUUUGGUGCUUCAACUGUUGCCUUAUCAAUGUCGAAAGUCAUGGGAGAGGAUGCUAAACCUGAGACUGUAUCAGAAGCGCUCGCGACCUGCAUAGAGGAGACAUGCUCUCCAGCUUACAGGCACACCGGAGGUUUCAGGUUUGCCAUCGGACUCGUAGAUGAUAUUAUCACCAUCAUCUCCUUAGGAGGCACCGCUGUUGUGUGCGCAUUCUGUGAUUUCCAGAGGCUCAUUCAAGCCGCUGAGAGGAUGCUCAAGGAAGAGAAAGUGGGCAGGACGGAAAGGGCGCAUAGCUCCCAAAAGCUCCGCAGCGCGAACAGGAAGCUGUUCUUCAUGACCUGCUGGGCUCACGAGCAACCAAAUGAUUCAUGGCCUUCGUUGGCUCGCAUUGUUGAGGUGCAGAAAGCAUCUCUUGAGGAGUUGGAUAGUGGUAGCCAGCCGCGAAAUGCAGGUAGGAAGAGCAACCCGCAAUCCAAAGUUCUUAUCGAGGAGGUGUAAGCAUAUGAAUGCAGUUGCUGCUAGAAUACCGCACCGUGUAACUUGGUUUCUAUCUUUGUUAAGGACAUCUCGGUGCUUUUCUUCACCUUCCAGUGCACUGGUUCAAUGUAUAAAUUAUGAUCUUUUGAAUAUGUGAUCUUUCAAAAUUCUGUUGUUCUGAUCAUACUUUUCAAGCGAAAAAAAUAUACUGUAGCUCAUACUC
Messenger RNA from Brachypodium distachyon (stiff brome), 1632 nucleotides. RefSeq names its product zinc finger HIT domain-containing protein 2. Lineage: Eukaryota; Viridiplantae; Streptophyta; Magnoliopsida; Poales; Poaceae. The record is from RefSeq and is a predicted model, not a curated record. Bases 198 to 1430 code for a protein of 410 amino acids. The transcript has 5 exons.